Molecule: messenger RNA, 330 nt
Organism: Glycine soja
Lineage: Eukaryota; Viridiplantae; Streptophyta; Magnoliopsida; Fabales; Fabaceae
Exons: 1
Coding region: 1-330 (109 amino acids)
Source: RefSeq, a predicted model, not a curated record
AUGGCGAUAUCUGAUGCGGUGGCGAGGAACUUCAGCACCAUCUUCGUGGGUCUCAUGGCGUGUUUUGAGGCCUAUGGCUUUGCUUCGGGGAGAAGGUUUAGCGGCGGUUAUGUUGUGAUUGUGUCCACCGCCGCGGUCAUUCUCUUCCUCGUGGCAACGCUCACGUGGGACGUCUCGCGUAAGGCCACGUGUGCCUUUCACAGAGACCACGCUGACAGCCAAGAGGAUGUGUGCAAGGGAGGUAUCUGUUGGCACGGCGUCGCGCCGCGAUCCCCAGCCUCUCAGGUCCGUGUCAGACUUCCCAGCCACCUUCCCUUAGCCCCUUUGUAA